This is a messenger RNA of Vicia faba (fava bean), 402 nucleotides long. The record is from the annotation of a GenBank genome assembly. Lineage: Eukaryota; Viridiplantae; Streptophyta; Magnoliopsida; Fabales; Fabaceae.
AUGUAUAGUACAAUCAUUGAUAGUAUGUGCAAAGGUAAAUUUGUUAACGAUGCUUUUGAUUUAUAUUUUGAAAUGUUUGCUAAGAGAAUCUCUCCUGAUGUUUUUACUUAUAAUGCAUUAAUAUAUGGCUUUUGCAUUGUGGGUCAAUUGAAAGAUGCAAUUGGUUUGUUCGAUAAAAUGAUAUUGGAAAACAUGAACCCUAAUGUGUGUACCUUAAAUAUUUUGGUUGAUGGUUUUUGUAAGAAAGGAAAGGUGAAAGAAGCUAAAAAUGUUAUAUCUGUGAUGAUGAAAAAAAGCAUCAAACCUAAUGAUUUUACUUUUAACUCUUUAAUGGAUGGAUAUUGUUUGGUAAGUGAUGUAUGCAAGGCCAAUGAUAUAUUCAACAGUAUGGUCCAAAUGUGA